CAGCUGUUCUGAAUCUCAUGUGAUCAAAAUAGGAAGUGUAGUGUGGCAGCGACUGUCAAGUAAUGUAUUGAGGUGCGUAUGGAAUCGCGAAACUGAAACCUAUCAAGGUUCCUUCAUGAAAAGAAAAAGCCAUACGUGUUUGAUUGCAAUGACGAUGGGCAUAGUCUUUUUGCUAACGGCGGUGUUGUAUGGCACCAUCAAUUCUCAGCUCUCCGACGCGACUGGACUUAAAACGGACUAUCGACUGCUGGGCAGACCACUGUACAAGCUGGAUAUCUCAUGGCCCAAGUACACGGAACAUUUCACAGGCGACGUAUUCGGAGUCGCCGUAAACCACCUUGCUGGACUGGUGUAUGUGGCACAGAGAGGAGACAAUGUACCCAAAGUGCUGGUGUUCACCACGGACGGAGACUUUUUACAGGCCUGGAACACCACCACUUUGGAGAUGCCGCAUGGGAUCUUCCUGGCCAAUGCCUCCACAAACCCCUCUGUGUGGAUCACUGAUGUGGGGAACGGGCCAUACGGGCACACCAUCAAGCAGUACUCUCCCUCUGGGAAGCUGAUGCAGGUGCUGGGAUCCCCAGGAAAGGCAGGCUCCGGCGUCAACCCCCUGCAGUUUGAUCAGCCGGCUGAGAUAUUUGUCCACAGCUCUGGGGAGAUUUACAUUGUGGACGGGGAUGGCGGGCUGAACAACCGACUUAUCAAGCUGUCCAAAGACCUCCAGGUGGUCUGGAUGCAUGGAGAGAAAGGGUCUGGUCUGGCACAGUUCUACAUCCCGCACAGCGUGGCGGUGGAUGCCUAUCAGAGGGUGUGGGUGGCUGACAGAGGGAACAAGCGGAUCCAAGUGUUCAACUCCAUCACAGGUGACUGGCUGGGAUCUUGGGGAAGUUGCUUCACAGAGGACGCCCCAUACUCUGUCAGACUAACACCCGACCAAAAGUAUUUUGUGGUGGUCCAGCUGAACACCAAUCAGAUAUCUCUGCUGGAGGCCCCGCCUGUGGGCGUGAUUGGACAGUGCCGGGUGGUCAGCGUCAUCCAGCUGGCAGAGGACAUAAAGCCCCACCUGGUCGACUUAGACCUGAAAACAGGGGCACUGUAUGUGGCCGAGAUUGGUGCACAGCAGGCCCAGAAGUUCACCCCCUUCACCUUGGGCACUAGCUUCCUAUAGAGCGGGAACUGGUCGGAGGCCUCAGUCCAGGGCACUUUAUCAUUCAUUGUCAUUAUUCUUUUUGCUGACGUGUAUUCAAAGUGGUGAUUGAUUCUGCAGUGGAAUCUCUUAUCCAGGCUAAUUAAACGGGCUAUGGAUGUGCUCAACUUAAAAAAAAAAAAAAAUAAUAAUAAUAUUUUUAAUUUAAGUUAUUGGGUGCUGAAGCAGUGGAUAUCAGCGAGCGAAAUGCCAGCUGAAAAGCAUCAUUACUUUUGACUGCUGCAGCCAAAUAUCAGUAUAAAACUUCACUUCAUUGAGCCUCAUUUUGUUUGUGUUGUUGAUUCAUUCAUCAUUUGGUUUUUUUUUUUGGGGGGGGGAUCUUUCUUAAAUGCUUGGUAUGAGGUGCUCUAUACAAUGGAAGUGCCCAGCCUGGACUUUACUGUGAAGGUUCAUAGCUCAAAGUUCCAAAGCACAGCUCUUAGACAGUCACAUAAAUCAUCCCGGUCCAGGUCUGGGUUUGAAUAUCACAGUUAUAAAUGUCUGGUUUCUUGUCAUUCCUACUCAUGCAUGCACUGUGAAAUAUGUCUCAAUUUAUAUGCGUGAAACAGCAUCAGCAAGACCUGUUCUCUUAAGAGGGAUGACAUGCACGUAAGUAGAUUAAAGAGGCUGCGCACAUGUGUGUAUGUGUGUGUGUUUGGCUUGUUUUUGAUAACAUACAGUAUACAGUUUCACAAUAGGCUGUUCUUGCUCAUCUGUGAUAACUGAUGGUCAGUGCAGCUGUUGUGACAUGCAUAAUUAUUGUUGGUGGGUAUUAAUAGGAUUGACAGAUGGUUCAAGAAAUGUUUUUCAGAAUGCCAGUUAUUCAUUCUUUCUACCUUAUUUACCUCUAGAAAUGUUC
This is a messenger RNA of Megalops cyprinoides (Indo-Pacific tarpon), 2045 nucleotides long. Its product is annotated as NHL repeat-containing protein 3-like. Gene Ontology annotation, molecular function: ubiquitin protein ligase activity; protein binding; translation repressor activity. The record is from RefSeq and is a predicted model, not a curated record. Bases 116 to 1168 code for a protein of 350 amino acids. Gene Ontology annotation, biological process: negative regulation of translation; protein polyubiquitination; proteasome-mediated ubiquitin-dependent protein catabolic process. NCBI's taxonomy places the organism in Eukaryota, Metazoa, Chordata, Actinopteri, Elopiformes, Megalopidae. The transcript has 7 exons.